AGUUCGUAAUCAUUACAAAUAAACAUAUGGACGUAUGUUAACCAGAGAGAUGUCUGGUAUUAACUUACAAAAACACAGUGUAUUUGUAUCUCACAUUGGACAUACGUUCUACCUGUUGAUCUUACUUCUGACAAGCCUAUCAACGACAGAUGCUGUAACACUAGCCGGGUCGUCUGAGUACGCUAUCCCCGGGAGUGACUUUACUUUGACGUGUGACGUACCAGAUGAGGCCAUUGCUGUUAUAUUUUACCGCCGUCCUGACGUGUCUACUCCAGUAGGUAGUGUAAAAGUAGUUGGUAGUCAAUGUUACAACCCGCCCGACCUCUGUACACCGGAUGUCUGUUCCUGUGUUACCACGUCGACUGAAGGACGUGGUACAGUGUUUCGGUGGGUCAUACAGCCACAGGAGGGAGAUCAUGGAUCCGUGUGGUUCUGUACCAGCUUUAACCUGCCUGACCAAAUAAUUAACAGUCCAGACUACACACUCAGUGUGGCAGAUGGUCCUGGAGCAGCCGUAGCUUUGUCCCCACCUGACACUUCCUACACCAGGAACGAGGGGGACACGUUACCGGACAUCACCUGUACAGCUGACUGUAGACCUGACUGUACCUUUGUCUGGACAAAACCUGACAACACCAACUUUACUGCCUCAGCUGUGUUGUCACUUGGACAACUGAACAGAUCAGAACACGGAACGUACAGAUGCACUGCUGGGAAUGUUAUCGGGACGUCAAGUAUCACUACCAGUGUAAACGUACAAUAUGGUCCUGGAGCAGCGGUAGCUUUGUCCCCACCUGACACUGCCUACACCAGGAACGAGGGGGACACGUUACCGGACAUCACCUGUACAGCUGACUGUAGACCUGACUGUACCUUUUUCUGGACAAAACCUGACAACACCAACUUUACUGCCUCAGCUGUGUUGUCACUGGGACAACUGGACAGAUCAGAACACGGGACUUACCGGUGUACAGCUGGGAAUGAAUUCGGAGAGUAUGAUACAACAACCAAGGUGUCUAUACAAUUUUGUGAUGACGCCUGUCCAUUUUAUAGACAAAUGUUCGUUACCUCCAUUGUUCUUACCUGUGUCUCCGUUAUCAUACUGCUCAUCAACCUAGGGAUUGGUGUGUUUGUGACACGAUUUGGACACCUUCCAUUUAUGAAACGGCGGAUGAAUAGGCCAAACACGUCCCCUCAACCGUUCUCAAGCAUCGAAGAUUCCGGAAACGCAAUGGCAGGAAUAGCAUCUGGUCAGGAACGAAGUAUGUAUACUGAAUUGGAUACGACAGACUUUGCAGCACAAAACGUGUACGACCAAGCGAGACCUGCACACGAUAUUGUCUUGGACGGAAGAGCAGAAAGAAGCAAUUAUGAAACACUGGGAGAAGUAUCGGGUCCAAAUGUAUACGAGGAACUCAAGGAAAGGAGAGGUUCAAGCUCAAAAUAAAGCUAUAUCAACAUGUCACUCAUUAAGGACGGAUAGACAGCGACCAAACUACGGAAGUUUGAUGUUUGGGAACCCAUCAUUGGUCAACUGAUUUAACCCAGAUGGCAGAAGUGUAUUUUCUUUCAUCUAAAAUGUGUCAUUCGUGACUCUAAGAUGUUAAAUAUGUACAGGUUAAAUGACAUGCAAUGUUUUAAACGGAUGGAAUGGUGCUAUUUUUUUGUCAAAUAUACUAAUGCAACAAAUACCUAAUUAUUCGCUGUUUAUGACAACAUGUUUACAAAUAUGCAAUUAUAACAUCUACUGUAUAUAAACAUUAAUGCAACUUAACAUUUCAAGCAAAAAAAAGUGAGGUUGUUCAAUGUCCAAUUUAUGAAUCACAUACUACGUCUUAAAACUAUAUUUAUGUCCUUUUAUAGGAAAACACAUGUCCAUAACGGUUUACGCCUCAGGACGAUAUUAAAAUGUUUGGAACGAUUGUGGUAACUUUAAAGGCCGAGUAAAUGAAUAAUGCUAACAGUUUUUUUCUAACCAGUAUUUUUCCACCAUUUUCUACAAUAAGGCAGAAAAACAACAAUCAUCUGUCCAAACACAUAUUGUUGUAGUCAGUGUAGGCGCAUGACAAAAAUGUUGAGAAAUUUAAUGGUAAUGACGGGUAGGGAUUAACAAUUGAUUAACAUGUCAAUCAUUUUUAUAAAAAAAAAUCAAAAAAAUCAGAUUAUGUUUCCUCUCUAGAAAACAAACAGAAAAUAAAGGGCAAGGUAUUCUGGGCUAGGUAGUUAUAGGAGCAUCAAUCACACUUUUGUUUAUUUUAUACUAUAGCAACAUGAACAUGACGGUGUAGUAUGAAAAAUUUAUUAGAUUUUAAACAAAACACUGAACAUAUAUUGUUUUCGAGUUCCAAAAUGUAGAACAUUGUAUAAAUCUUCCCUUCACACUCAAUAAACCAUCCUUUACCUACUAGGACUAGGACCUGUCCAUACUUUAGAAACACCAGAGUUAUUGUGGUACAGUGUAUGUGAAGUAAGAAUCAUUAUAAAUCCUGUUGAUUCCUGUAGUAGUAAAUAUUUCCUCCGAAUCUUCUUAAUUGCAUCAUAUCAAUGAAUAUGCAGCGACUAGGUAUCUGCGUUAACACAGUGGUUCAUUAAAAUGUAUCUUUUUAGUAUGUACACAUACCAUUAGAGGCAUACUGAUAUGGGUCAUACGUUAUGUUUAUAACACCACCAGAGUUUGACGUUCUGUAAAUAUAACAUGCAUGUGAUAGUAUUCAUGCAAACAAAAUCCCUAUACUAUAAUUGUGCAUGCAGACUAUUUUAUCAGAGGAUACUAUAUUGACAGAAAGUCAAACUCAUGUGAUGACCAAAAUAUACAUGAUAUACUAAUAUGGGUCACAAUGCAAAUAACCUUACUUAAUCACAUUAAUGUGUAUGAUUAUAAACAUUAGUAACGAACCCGAAUGGGUUUUGUCGCUGGGAAUAAGCGUUCUAUUUUUAGAACACAUAACGAGUACGACUGGACAAUACAGAAUUAGCUAAAACCUAAAUGUGAAACCUGGUAACUGGGGCAUGUUCAGUUCACCAGGAAUCAACACAACGUACCAACGUUAUUCUUUGGGGAAGGAUUUUGCUUUGUCGGUCGACUAUCGGUAAGAUGUAUCAUAUAAAACAGACAAUAAUGUUUGAUAAUCAACACAGUUUAAAUGACGUUUUAUAAAAUGAGUUUAAUGACUAAUUUGCUUUUUCAAUAGAUUUUAACGAUAUAUACAGAUACCAUUUAAAAGCAAGCAGAGGUUGGCAUAUCAAUUUAAGCUUUCAAUCUCCGUUAAUAAUAAUAAUAAUAAUAGUAUACAUUUGAUACAUCGCCCUAUCUAGCUAGCAUUAGCCACUCAAAAGCGCUAUACAGUACAUAUACAACUAAUACAAUUAGCAGAUAUACAUUAACCAAUACAAUUUUGAGGAAUUCGUAGGAGCUGCCUUAUCAAGCGCGAAAUACUAGUCAUAUGUCACCUUGCUAAUAUCUCUCUAUGUGUGUAUGCCUGUGUGUGUGCUGGAAAUGCGGUGUGUUAUUUUUGUUAUGGAACCGUGCUUCCAACGGUAUCAUUUAUAUUGCCACCUCACUUGAAUGAUACAGCACAGAUACCGCAGCAUCCACCCCAUACCAUUUUGUAAUCCACCUGGGUUGUUCGAGUUGUGUGGGCAGGAGAAAAAACACAUUUCUCUGAAUAUUCAUGUGUACGACGACAUCGGGGAUCGAACCCCUGUCGCCUUUUUAUUUGCUCAUUAUACCAUCGGCAAUGAAUAUUGUUAUAUAAUUUCAAACACCCAUAGUUUGAAACCAUUUUGACAGAUGUCUUCUGAAAAUUGCUUCCAUGAUUAAAACUGUUACAUAAAUAUUUCGAAUAAAUUCUGUAUUGUUGUGCUUUGAUGCACGUGG
Molecule: messenger RNA, 3877 nt
Organism: Mizuhopecten yessoensis (Yesso scallop)
Lineage: Eukaryota; Metazoa; Mollusca; Bivalvia; Pectinida; Pectinidae
Product: basement membrane-specific heparan sulfate proteoglycan core protein-like
Exons: 12
Coding region: 35-1447 (470 amino acids)
Source: RefSeq, a predicted model, not a curated record